CACGCGAGUUUUAUGUCCCUCUCUUCCCUCCAAACCACUCUCUUCUUCUUCUGCUAAAUUCUCUCUUAAUUCGCAUCUUGUGUCGCUAAACGUUUGUGUUUUCUGUUCUGCCCUUUACCACUCACGUUGGAAAAUGGCACCUUCAACAAAAGGCCUCAAUGCAAAGCUCGAGAAGCCAGAGCAUGCGCUACAAGCAAUUGUUUUGUCCGACUCUUAUAACUAUCGGUUUCGACCUUUAACUUUGGAUAAGCCAAGAUGCCUCUUGCCGCUUAUGAAUACCCCUCUCAUUGAAUACACAUUUGAAUUUCUGGCACUUGCCGGUGUCCAAGAGGUUUACGUUUUCUGUUGUGCACACGCCGAUCAAGUCCGUGAUUAUAUUGCGAACUCUAAAUGGAACACCUCUGCUUCUCCAUUCAAGGUCUAUACCAUUGUGUCACGAGAAUCACUUUCAGUUGGUGACGCCUUGCGAGAACUGGACGCCAAGCAACUCAUCACGUCUGACUUUAUUCUUGUUUCUGGUGAUGUCGUGUCAAACGUUCCCCUUGCUGACGUUCUUGCAAAGCACAGAGCAAGGAGAGAGGUUGACAAAAAUUCAAUCAUGACAAUGGUUGUUCGUGAAGCGAGUCCUUACCAUCGUACUCGUGCUCAAAGCGAGUCGUCCGUGUUUGUGAUUGACAAAAAAACACAGCAAUGUGUUCAUUACGAAGCAAAUGAACAGGGAAAGAAAGCUAUUUCUCUCGAUCCUCAAAUCCUUAGUGAACAUGAAGAGCUUGAAAUUCGGAAUGACCUCAUUGACUGCCAGAUUGACAUCUGCUCCAACGAUGUUCCUGCGCUUUUCACCGAAAACUUUGAUUAUCAAGACAUUCGUAAAGAUUUUGUUUACGGUGUUCUGACUUCAGACUUGCUUGGCAAAAAAAUCCAUUGCUAUGUAGCUAAAGAUCACUACGCUGCUCGUGUGCGUAGUUUACAGACGUACGAUGCUAUUAGCAAAGAUGUAAUAGCUCGGUGGACUUAUCCCCUCGUACCCGACAGCAACCUUUUGGGCCAAACUUUCAGCUACCAACGCUCUCAGAUUUACAAGGAAGAAAAUGUUGUACUUGCUCGCUCGUGUGUUGUUCGUUCAAAGUGUUUAAUUGGUGCAUACACUACUAUUGGCGAUGCCACUGUCGUAUCUGAUACAGUUAUUGGAAGAAAUUGUACCAUCGGAUCUAACUGUAAGCUUGAAGAUACAUUUUUGUGGGAAAACGUUUCAGUUGGAGACAACUGUACUAUUCAGAAAGCCAUCAUUGCUGAUGGUGUUACCAUUGGUAACAACUGUACGAUUGAAGAAGGUGCAGUUAUUGCAUCAGGUGUCGUUGUUGGCAACAAUGUUGUUAUUCCCGGUGAUAUGCGUCUGACGAUUCACGAAUCACAUUCACAAGGAAUACCCGAUGACCCUGAACUUGUCGGUGAAGGCGGUCAUGGUUUGGAGUACUGCGCUGAAGAAGACUCAGAUGAGGAAGAGUUGAUGGAGGCUUCUGGCCUGGUUCAAAAAUUCAGUGCAGUUGACAUUGAGUCAUCCUCUGAUUCGGACUACUCGUCUUCAAGCGAGGAUGAUAUGGACUUCCCCAACGCCUUUUCAGCUCGCCGUGAUUCUGUUACGACUAUGAAUUCAGAGGACUUUGACGAAGGGGACUUUAACAAAGAGGCUCAACAAAGUCUUGAACGUGCUUUCGAAGAAAAUCAUGAAGUUGAUAUUGCUGUUUUAGAACUAAACACCCUCAGAAUGGCUAUGAACGCGAAUUAUCACGAAGUUAGAAGCGCCAUUGUUAUGGCACUUCUUAAGUACAUGAUUGCACUGGGUUCUCCUAUUCGUGAUGCUGUGAACAAAGUUAUGUCACGGUGGUCGCCCCUGCUUGCACGGUUAACGUUUAAUCAAGAUGACCAGGUUGACGUUAUGUUGUCUUUACAAAGAUAUUGUGUGCGCUUCAACGCCUCUCGUUACUUCCCUCUUAUUCUCACAUACUUUUAUAAUGAAGAGGUGGUCGAUGAAGACGGUUUCCAUCAAUGGUAUGAUGAUCCUCGCGCCAGUGCCGGUGAAAAUGCUUCGCUUUACAAUGGCUCUGGUCAACAAUUUAUGGAAUGGCUUGAUACUGCCGAAAGUGAAAGCAGUAGUGAAGAAGAAGAAGAAGCCUAAAGUGACCCUUGAGCUGGAAUCUUCAUUUCAUCGGGGACAAAAAAAGUUUAUAGAUUACAGUUCAUUUUCGGUAAAAUAAAAUGUUUGCGCCGUCUGCUGGAAUUAUUCAAUUACAUUGGUGUAGAAAAUUCUUUCUAGUGAAACCAGUUAAACAAUUGAAUCGUUCUUUGUGUAGGAUUUCACACGUUAAUCAAAUUGCCGAACAGUUUUAUUCAUUCGCUU
This is a messenger RNA of Schizosaccharomyces japonicus yFS275, 2398 nucleotides long. Its product is annotated as translation initiation factor eIF2B epsilon subunit. NCBI's taxonomy places the organism in Eukaryota, Fungi, Ascomycota, Schizosaccharomycetes, Schizosaccharomycetales, Schizosaccharomycetaceae. The record is from RefSeq and is a predicted model, not a curated record. The transcript is spliced from 4 exons. Gene Ontology annotation, molecular function: translation initiation factor activity; transferase activity; guanyl-nucleotide exchange factor activity. Gene Ontology annotation, cellular component: cytosol; guanyl-nucleotide exchange factor complex; eukaryotic translation initiation factor 2B complex. The coding region runs from base 134 to 2176 and encodes 680 amino acids. Gene Ontology annotation, biological process: cytoplasmic translational initiation; regulation of translational initiation.